Messenger RNA from Dovyalis caffra, 516 nucleotides. The record is from the annotation of a GenBank genome assembly. NCBI's taxonomy places the organism in Eukaryota, Viridiplantae, Streptophyta, Magnoliopsida, Malpighiales, Salicaceae.
AUGGAUAACACAAGCAAAGAGCUAGAAAUGGAGUCUUUACCAACUGGAGUUUUCGAGUUACCGGGAGAGCCAGCGAUAGUUAUUAAUGGUGUGCCGGACAUCUCUCCAAGUGAGGGUGGUCUUGUUUUCUCAAGUACCAUAGGUGAUGCGGAAUCAUGUCGAAAUACAAGUCAAAAUGCAGAAUUUCUCGGAAAUUCGAGUUUUGGUGAAUGGUUGGAAGGGAGAGGAGUUCGAAAGUUGUUUGGGGAGCACUAUUAUAGUGGAACUGUUUCUCUGUUUGACAAGGAAACUGGCUGGUACAAGGUGGUGUAUGAAGAUGGUGAUUCUGAAGAACUUGACUGGAAAGAGUUGCAAGAGGUUCUUCUGCCCCUGGAUAUUACAGUUCCACUGAAGUCAUUAGCACUGAAGAUCAUCAAGAAGAGCCAGAAGACUGUUGUUAACAAAUCAGUAAAAAAUGUGACCCACCCACGAAUAACUAAAGCUAAUACUACUGCAAGUUCAGAGAAAGAAAACUGA